Messenger RNA from Odobenus rosmarus divergens (Pacific walrus), 2849 nucleotides. It is a transcript of the gene ZNF395, whose product is annotated as zinc finger protein 395. The record is from RefSeq and is a predicted model, not a curated record. Gene Ontology annotation, biological process: regulation of transcription by RNA polymerase II. Bases 215 to 1720 code for a protein of 501 amino acids. The transcript is spliced from 10 exons. NCBI's taxonomy places the organism in Eukaryota, Metazoa, Chordata, Mammalia, Carnivora, Odobenidae. Gene Ontology annotation, cellular component: nucleus. Gene Ontology annotation, molecular function: RNA polymerase II cis-regulatory region sequence-specific DNA binding; DNA-binding transcription factor activity.
GAGCGCAGUGUCCCGGAGAGGGAGGGCAGGCCGGCCAGGUGGGCGCGAACGGAGCCUCGGCGGGCGGGCAGCCGGAGCGGAGCGGGGCGGUGGGCCGCGCCGGGUGGGCGGGCAGGGGCCGCGGCAGCUGCAGCCCCGAGCCAAGCCGAGCUGUCCGAGCGGGAGCUGCCCGGCCCGCGCUGCUGCUCGUGGCGGGGCGAGGAAAGGCAGCAGCAUGGCCAGCGUCCUGUCCCGGCGCCUUGGGAAGCGGUCCCUCCUGGGAGCCCGGGUGUUGGGGCCCCCCGGGGCUGCCCCACCCUCAGAGCCUCAGACUGAGCUGCUGGAAGGGGCGGCUCCCCAGCACUUCCUCGCCUCCAAGGACACUUCCUGUCAGGAGCAGCCCAAGGAAAUCCUCAAGCCUCCUGGCACCUCAGGCCUCCAGCAAGUGGCCUUUCAGCCUGGGCAGAAGGUUUAUGUGUGGUAUGGGGGUCAGGAGAGCACAGGACUGGUGGAGCAGCAUAGUUGGGCGGAGGAUAAGGUGACUGUCUGGCUUUUGGAUCAGAAGUUACAAAUCUGCUGUAAAGCGGAGGAGGUGUGGCUGGCUGAGCUGCAGGGCCCUGUGCCCCAGGCACCUCCUCCUGAGCAGGGAACCCAGGCACCAGCCUACAGGCCUGUCUCCAGGAACAUCGAUGUCCCAAAGAGGAAGUCCGACGCAGUGGAAAUGGAUGAGAUGAUGGCGGCCAUGGUGCUGACGUCCCUGUCCUGCAGCCCCGUCGUGCAGAGCCCUCCUGGGGCCGAGGCCAACUUCUCUGCUUCACGAGCAGCCUGUGACCCGUGGAAGGAGAGCGGGGAUGUGUCCGACAGCGGCAGCAGCACCACUAGCGGGCACUGGAGCGCCGGCAGUGGCCUCUCCACUCCCUCGCCCCCCCAUCCUCAGGCCAGCCCCAAGUAUUUGGGGGAUGCCUUCGGUUCUCCCCAGACUGAUAACGGAUUUGAGACCGACCCGGAUGCUUUCCUGUUGGAUGAACCAGCUCCACGCAAAAGAAAGAACUCCGUGAAGGUGAUGUACAAGUGCCUGUGGCCAAACUGUGGCAAAGUUCUGCGCUCAAUUGUGGGCAUCAAACGACACGUCAAAGCCCUCCACCUGGGGGACACUGUGGACUCGGACCAGUUCAAGCGGGAGGAAGAUUUCUACUACACAGAGGUGCAGAUGAAGGAGGAAGCUGCUGCUGCCGGCGUGCCUACAGCUGACCCAGCUCCCGCCCCCGGCAUGACCAGCCCGCCCCUUGCUCUCCUUCCGCCUCCUCCUCCCAAAACCCAGUCCUCCGGCCCAGAACACCCUGGCCUGGAGUCUUACCUGCCUUCGGGUGCAGCUCUCAGCAAGUCAGCUCCUGGCUCCUUCUGGCACAUUCAGGCCGACCAUGCGUACCAGGCCCUGCCGUCCUUCCAGAUCCCCGUGUCGCCACACAUCUACACCAGUAUUAGCUGGGCUGCUGCCCCCUCCACGGCCUCCUCCCUCUCCCCGGUCCGGAGCCGCUCGUUAAGCUUCAGCGAGCCCCAGCAGCCACCGCCCGCAGGGAAAUCUCACCUGAUGGUUACUUCCCCGCCUCGGGCCCAGAGCGGUGCCAGGAAAGCCCGCGGGGAGGCUAAGAAGUGCCGGAAGGUGUACGGCAUCGAGCACCGGGACCAGUGGUGCACGGCCUGCCGCUGGAAGAAGGCCUGUCAGCGCUUCCUGGACUGAAUCUGUCCCGCCGGCCCGUCCUCUUCGCGCCCCGCCCUGCAGCCAGAUGACAAGACAGCCGUGGCACAAGCCCUCCGCAGAAACCUAAAAGAUAAAGAGUGGACAUUGGCAGUUUGGGCUCUGUUGUCUAACGUUCAAUAGUUAAAGCAUUUCCCCUUCCCUUUUGGGGAACAUUUUAGUUCUUAAAAGAAGAAAGGAAAAUACUCCCCCCCCCCCCCGAAAAAUAGGAGAGAGCCAAAACUGACCAAGGGUAUUCUGCAGUGAACCAGAGACCAAAGAAUUAACUACCCUCCCUUUCCCACGUCUCUUUCUAGGGGAUUAGUUUGCAUGUAUCAAAAGACGGAACAGCUCGUUCUGUUUCCUGCUGAGUUGGUGAAUUCUUUGCUUUCUCAACUCUUCCAGAAGGGACUGUGAGCAAGAUGAAUUUACUUAAAAAAAAAAAAAAAAGUUUCUGGCUGAUGAGUCCGAGAGCAGGACCUGCCUUGGGUAGGGUGGGAAGAGUGGGGGGGAUCUGUGCACUUUUUAAGGUGCAGCCGGCCCCUCUUCUCCACCCGAAUCUAGGAGAAGGGAGAGCCUGUUCUCACCGUGCAGCUUCUGUGGAAGUAAAAGGAAAGCCCUUUCUUGAUGACAACGAUUUGUACCUGGGGUCCCUCAGCUGUUGGGUUGCAUCCCAACAAAUAUUGUAUGGCUUCUUCUCAAAGCCCAGACUAGUAGGUUUUUAAAGACUGUCCCCAAAUAGCUGAGCCAAAAGGCUAUAUGAAUUCACUUUUUGAAAAUGUGGCAGUUAAACACUACCUUGACCAUUUCCCCCUCUUUCUUUGAGGAAAAGCUGGAGGGUUUCAGUCUCUGUGGAAGCCCUCUGCUGUUACCUGAGUAAAUAAACUCCCUCUUGAUGUUCCUCCCUCCAGUUACGGACAUGACACCUCUAAAACACUUUGUGUUCUUUCCCCGUGUAUUCAGAGAAGCCUUUUAUGGAAGUUCCCUUCCACUUGGGUGAGAGCCCCCCUCGGGUGCGCCCUGCGCAGGCCCCUCUGUCUCUAGUUUUACCAGUCCCUUUCCCUCCUGAGGCUGCAGUUAGGGCUGGUGCGGGGGAAGGGGGGGAGAGAGAGGCAAGAAGAGAUAGAAAGGU